CUGUUUUCAAAGACAGUCACGAGGUUCCUUCAACUGAUCAGUUCCUGCCUCUGAUCCUUUGUUGGCCUGGCUUGACUCUGUACAGCCAAAACACCAUUCCCUUAAUUGUCCAUUGCUACUGUCCAUCUUUUCUGAAUCGAUACUGUUUUAUCUCUUUCACCAACCCGAACGAACCCCUUCGCGACAGACCAGUGCAACAGCUCGACGGGACAACUCCAAACCCGAACGUACCUAGCUCAGCACAAGAAAGACCGACUUGAGUCUCAGCAUCCCGAUCGAGUAUUGCCACGCUGCCACACCUUCCCUCCCCCUCACCUCCCGCCCGUCCGCCCGGCCGGACGACCAACAGCCCUUCCCAGCGAUUCACGACAACACCGUCAAGCUGUCUUCCCCAAUCCUCCUCCAGCGUACCGUCUCCUACGACGCGGGCACCAACAAUCCGCGUCGAGGAAGUGUGUACAAAAUGGCGGAAGAACAGAAUUCGGCCCGUAGGAGGAGGUCCAGUUCGAUCCUCCAGGUGUAUCACGAGCCUCUCGAGCCUGUCGAGCAGCUCAGCGAUCGCGCUGCUUUGCCCAAUGGCAACGCAAACUGGGUGAAUGCAAAAGGGGCGUGGACGAUUCACUUCCUCCUGAUCAUGUGCCUGAAGAUCUUCUACGAUAUCAUCCCCGGCGUGUCACAGGAGACCUCCUGGACGCUGACGAAUAUUUCGUACAUGGCCGGAUCCUACCUUAUGUUCCACUACGUCCGAGGCAUACCAUUUGAGUUCAAUGCAGGGGCCUACGACAACUUGAACAUGUGGGAGCAGAUCGACGAUGGCGCGCAGUACACCCCGGCCAAGAAGUUUCUGCUGAGCGUACCGAUUGUGCUUUUCCUCCUCAGCACGCACUAUACCCACUACGACCUGGCUUACUUUACCAUCAACUUCCUGGCGGUGCUGGCAGUUGUGAUUCCCAAACUACCUUUCAGUCACCGAAUGCGGUUUGGGAUCUUCUCCGGCGUACCGGACGAGGAAUAGGACUUGGUUCCCGCGGUCAAGAUCGGGCGUUUGGCUUUGCGAUUUCUUUGGAGAUUGGAGUUGCUUGGAGUUGUGACAAAAAGCGCAGCCUGCUGAACACGAGGGGUUUCUAUACCAGCUUCGAAUCGAGACUAGGAAGAAGGUCUUCUGCCAAGUUCAGGACAGUGUCGUGCAAACGAUACGAAUCCCUUUCAGGCCGAGGCUUCACGCCGACUUUUCGUUUCUGGCUCACCCAUACUUGUCUCUGAUGCUAUGCAGUUUGUGUUGCUGACCUGGACGGCUCGUGUCUCAAGGGUUCAAGCUACACGGGGCACCUGGCUGGUGGUGAAAAGUGGUUUCUUGCUUGUUGGGGCGGGGGGCUAUCAAUCUGAUGGAUGCGCAGGGCGAGGCGUCGGAUCAUAAAACUGACAGGGUCAGGCAGGUUCAACUUCAACCAUGGAAUACAAGAUGCAAUAUUUCUACCUGUGUCCUAC
Cryphonectria parasitica EP155 is the source of this 1488-nucleotide messenger RNA. RefSeq lists its product as uncharacterized. Bases 464 to 1015 code for a protein of 183 amino acids. Lineage: Eukaryota; Fungi; Ascomycota; Sordariomycetes; Diaporthales; Cryphonectriaceae. Gene Ontology annotation, cellular component: endoplasmic reticulum membrane. The transcript has 4 exons. Gene Ontology annotation, biological process: negative regulation of ceramide biosynthetic process; ceramide metabolic process; intracellular sphingolipid homeostasis. The record is from RefSeq and is a predicted model, not a curated record.